AUGUUAGAACUAGAGCUGAAUAAAGAUAUUGCAGACAACAUCUUUUUCGUUUCAGAUACUGGCAAACGUAAAAAACUAAAAUCACGUAAUAUAACCGUACCUAGUACGGGUUACUCCAAGGACCAUUUGGAUGCUUGGCUAGAAACGUGUCUAAAAGACGCUUCAAAUACACAAUUAUCUUCAUCGUCCGAGUUCUUAGACUAUAAUCCCACAACAGCAACCGUCACUAAUAUAGCAGCUAGCAAAAAUCCUUCCAUGAGUCAACAACAGCAACAGCAACAACAACAUCAGCAACAACAACAACAACAAAAUAUUACACAAAUGCAUACAGGAGCUGCGAAUAUGAAUAAUUUCAAUAUAAAUUCAAUGCAUUCCCAACAACAGUUCGCUAUGCGAAACAGUAGCUCACAACCGUCCAUGGCGUAUCCUUCAGCAUUUACUUCACCUUUUAGUCAUAGCUUCCAACGUAAUGUGCCAAAUUUCAAUAAACAAUCCAAUUCGUUUUAUAAUCGCUAUUCAAUGAUGUUUCCGAAUAGCAGUGGUUUUUAUCCCAUCAAUGAUGGUGCACAGGACUUCGCCAGUUUACCGCCAAUUGUAAAUAUGCUUGGUAAUUCAUCGGAACAUGAAAAUAAUUCCACAGAUGUUUUGGAUGGCAGUGGCAGUAAUCCAAAUAUAAGUCGAGGUUUCAGGUUCAGUGAUCCCUGCUUGUUGAAUCCUUCAGAUAAUGAUUCCAAAGUUAGUGGCCAAAAUACGCCAAAUCGUCGAAAUCACAACACAACCGAAAUUGAAAAUAAUAAAUUCUUUGCUGCUUUAAUGGAACAAAUUAAUUUGCUUCACGAAACGAAUUCCAAAAUAUGCCGAAAUCUACAUGAGACAAAAGUUGAUAUUGAAGCUUUAAAGCACGCUCCCAAUUGGGGUUUAAGACACCGUAGAGAUAGUUUGAGUGGAUUAAGCACCCACAGUCAACCAAUGAUAUUUGGCGGUGGAUUUGGUACACAAAGUCCAGCGCCAACUUAUCACUCAGGUGCUUAUACACCCGGCAUGAUGACUGAUGUUGUGCGUGAGGUUAAGGAGGCUGCACGUGUGCGUGAAGAUGCGUUAUUAAAUAGAGUAAAAGCUUUAGUCGAAGAACGUCAGUGGUCAUUGAACGAGUCUAAUUUACGUGUUAUGCGUGACAUUGAAGAUUUGAAGUCACAAGUCCAACAUUUACGUGCGGAGCGUAAAGAAUCUAAUAAACGUAUAAAUCAUCUUGAAACUGAAAAUAAAUAUAUGCGUCAAAUGCUUGGUACAAUAUUUAAUAAUCGCAAUGCGCCUGAUAUCAUAUAUGAAAAUGAAACUUUACGUAUGCGUAAAUCAUAUGCACAAGCGCAUAAUCGUCGCACACAACCAUUACAUUUAAAUUAUGGCACUAUACAUCAUCAGCCAGCAUCAUCACUAUCCGUUGAAGAACAAGAUGAACCAUUGCAUAUACAUGAAACUCCAUCAACCACUUCCACAACAGAUAUUGCUUCUGUUAACACACAACGUCCACAAGAUAUGCGCAAUUCAUUUUCAAGCACUGAUAGUGGCGGUGGUGGUGGUGUUGGUAGUGCUGGAACAAGUCUACAUAACGGUAGUGUUGGUACCAACAAAGGACAAGCUUUAUCGCCACCAAAUUUCGCUUUAGUUACUACACCAGUUGAAGAUACAAAACGAAAAAAAGAUAAAUCAAAAUCAACCAAAUCGAAUAAUAAAGAGACGUCAUCUGCACAAAUGCAUAGUAAUUCCACCACAUCAGCGGCUGCAACUCAAGAAUUACAAAGAGAAUUAAAUGUGGCCGUAGCUGCACGCAAAGAAGCCGAUGAUCGCAUUAUUGCACUUGAAAAAUUGGUUAAAAAUAUGCGUGUUAAUUCCAUUCACAACAUAGAUGGUUCCUCGAAUAUAGCAAAUGGUGAUGGUAGCAAAAUGGGUGUUGGUCUUAACACUUCAAAUGCUGGAAGUACAGUGUCACAGACAAUGAAGUGGCAACAUACGUCACCACUUAACACAAACGCAUUUACGCAAAUUAAUACCAAACAUUCUUCACAAGCAUUCGCCAAUCCAACGCAGUCUCCAACUAAAGUGGCUGUUGCGGGACCCAUAACCGAUUUAUAGUGCUAGCACAGAAUCUCAAAGCGCAGCUUACGCAUAACUCAUUUUUAAUUAAAUACGAACAAAAAUUAAUUUUAUUUAAAAAUUUAUUUAAAAAUUACUCGAAAUUUGUUAAGCCAUUCUGCAGUACUAAACUAAAAUUUAUUGUUAUUAUUAAUAUUAGUUAUACAUUGAUGUUUGUGUGUAUUUUGUUAAUAUUUAUAAACUUUUAACUUUAUUAGAUAUUAAUUUCUAUUAUAAUUUUUCCAUUUUAAUCAUGAUAAUGCUGAAUUCACACAAGAUUUCAGUUUGUAAUUUUAGCUGUCAAUU
Molecule: messenger RNA, 2439 nt
Organism: Teleopsis dalmanni
Lineage: Eukaryota; Metazoa; Arthropoda; Insecta; Diptera; Diopsidae
Product: putative mediator of RNA polymerase II transcription subunit 26
Source: RefSeq, a predicted model, not a curated record